Molecule: messenger RNA, 1419 nt
Organism: Boeremia exigua
Lineage: Eukaryota; Fungi; Ascomycota; Dothideomycetes; Pleosporales; Didymellaceae
Exons: 1
Coding region: 313-1194 (293 amino acids)
Source: RefSeq, a predicted model, not a curated record
AGAGCGCAGGUCCGGCCAGGCCAAGCCACAUGCACUUUCUUCUGCUGCAGCCCCCACCGUUCUCGUGAACAGACCUAGUGCAGGCGCUGCCUUCCUCCCUGUCGCACCUCAACCCGCGCGCGCUCUCGAACCAACAUGGCACACACAGCCGAGGCGCGCAUCUGAGCAGCGCCGCAUUGCCGCCCCAGCGCCCCACCGAGAGCCCGCAGGCCUCAGCGCGCCCCGGCCUCCGCCCCUCCGCCUCGUGGCCGUGGCGAUCGCUACUGCGCGCUGGACUCCUGGGCACCCGCGACGUCCACACCCUCAGCCGCCAUGCCUGCGCUGCUGGUCAACACGGAUCUGCGGCCGGCUUCUUCGAGCGACGCCUCGUCGACCUCGGGAGCCUCGCAGCAGCGCUCCGAGUCGCCCACCUCAGACCGGCCGCCCGUCUCCCCCAUCACGCCCACCGCGACGGUUGCCCAGCUAGCUCCCAUCGAGCGCUCCGACUCCCGGCCCCGCAACGACCCCCCACCACGCCCUGCGCAUGCCUCUGCGCAUGCCUCUGCGCCCGCCUCUGCGCCUGCGCCUGCGCCUGCGACAUUCCGCCAGAAGCCGCCGUCGGUGCCCAUCUCAGAGAGCGAGAACCCCGACGCCAUCGCCCUGCGGUCGGCCAUCUCGCUGCUGCAGAUCCAGCGCGAGAAGAGCAAGCGCGACCUGAAGGCGCUGGAAGAGCUCAAGCAUGCCGCCGUGCAGGAUCCAGAGAGCUUCAUGCGCUCCCUGCAAGCGCAGCGCGCCCAGGCAGCAGGCGCGCACCACGACGUCCUCACGCCCACGCUUGCCGGGCUCGCCGACAUGGCCGAGAGCAGCGACGACACCACCGCCGGCCAGCAGUCGGGAGCUGCGCGCAAAGACUCUGUAAACGUAGACCACAAGACAACGCCCAAAUUCCCUGCGAUACCGCAGCCGCAGAACGUGGUGCGGUGCCCGCCGAUCGAGUGGGCAAAGUACCACAUCGUCGGCGAGCCCCUUAACAAGAUGCACGACGAGCAGAAGAAGUGGCCAGGCUCCGGCGAGCCUCCAAAGCUGGCAAAUGGGCACCGCGCUCCGCCGCACUCGAUCGCUGCGCCGUACUCGCCCUUCAAGGACGCAGUCGGCACCAAGUCCAAGUCACCCUCAACCGGGCCUUCGGGCAAGACAAAGAAGACGCCAUCGUAGACAUGGGCGCACCACGCUGCAAGCGUAUACCAUACUCACACCAAACAUCUAUACCACGCCACUCAAAAGCAUGAGGCACAGGAUGCCCGUUCACGACGACCAUUCCUUGUGGUCACUUAUGAUAGACGAGACCUUACGAUUAGACGAAGGCCCAAACAAUAGACAUUGAUACACGUAAUGUGCAUCUAGCAACCCUCUCUUCUCCAUUCGUUCGCUUGACGUGAG